Molecule: messenger RNA, 348 nt
Organism: Ostertagia ostertagi
Lineage: Eukaryota; Metazoa; Nematoda; Chromadorea; Rhabditida; Trichostrongylidae
Source: the annotation of a GenBank genome assembly
AUGAUUUCCCUACGAGAGCAAUUUGCUAUUCAGGCGCUCCAGGAAUUGGCCAGUGAGUUCGGCAACAACACUGAGCUGAGUCUUGAAGAAAUCAACCAGAGUGAAGACGUUGCUGAUUACUUGUUCGAUGGUGACAUCAACCUUACAGAAAAACAACUCGAAAUGAUAGAAGCUAGUUUGAUGGAAAACAAUGUGACUCGCCGCAAACGUCAGUUGGAUAUCGUUACUCCACGUUGGCCAAACAAGCGCCUUUACUACACCUUCGACGCCAGCAUAAACGUCUUCGGUCUCACCUACCGACUGUUUACCCCACCUGCUGGCUCUCGUUUUCGGACUCGAACCGUUUAA